AUGACGGACCCCAAAAUCGCCAACUUCGACCUAAUCCAAGCCCCGUACAAAAAGGUCGGCACCCACGAAAUCCGAACAGACAUCCUCAUCCCAAAAUCCGCCCCCGCCAGUCCCCGCCCCAUAAUCAUCCGCUACCACGGCGGCGGCCUCGUAAUGGGCGACAGUCUAUUUAUGUUAUUCUUCCCACACUGGCUAUCCGAUCUAGCCACAAAGCACAACGCAAUAAUCGUAUCUCCAAACUACCGCCUCCUACCCGAAGCAACCAGUCCGGAGAUCUACGCCGAUAUCGAAGAUUUCUGGACAUGGCUGCAUUCGUCCGAGUUCAGCGCUAUAUUGAGCAGUCACUCCGUGCCCACGGAGGCGGAUUUAACCCGCAUACUUACGGCCGGUGAUUCGGCGGGUGGUUUGUUGAGCAUAUAUACCGCUUUAUCGCAUCCGAGAGCGAUUCGUGCCGCGACGGCUUCGUACCCGAUGAUUGAACCGGGUGCGUUUUCGUCAGCGCGGGUGCAUCCGCCGUUUGGUCAUUCGACGCCCGAAUCGGUUUAUGAGGAGUAUAUGGCUAGUGUGGAGUUGGGGAGCGUGAAGUCCUCGUGGUCUGUGCCGGAGAGUUUGACGUUUAUGCUUGCUGCGGGGGGAAUAUGGGCAUUUGAGUGGGUUCUUGAGAGUGAGGGGGUUGAAUUUCCGAAGGGUGGGAUUGCGGUUAUUCAUGGAAGGCAGGAUAGUCUUGUUCCUAUUGGUGAUGUGGAGGGUUUCGUGGAGAAGGCGCAGGGGCUUGGGUUGGGGGGUCCGGGUGUUACGCUUACUGUUAGGGAUGGGGAGCAUGGGUUUGAUGGAGAUUUGAGGUUUGAUGAAGAGGAGUGGAUGCAGGAGGCUUUUGAGGGGGCUGUUGCUGCUUGGUUGGAGUAG
Penicillium waksmanii is the source of this 906-nucleotide messenger RNA. RefSeq lists its product as uncharacterized. The transcript is spliced from 2 exons. The coding region runs from base 1 to 906 and encodes 301 amino acids. Gene Ontology annotation, molecular function: hydrolase activity. NCBI's taxonomy places the organism in Eukaryota, Fungi, Ascomycota, Eurotiomycetes, Eurotiales, Aspergillaceae. The record is from RefSeq and is a predicted model, not a curated record.